Penaeus chinensis is the source of this 1178-nucleotide messenger RNA. Its product is annotated as ethylmalonyl-CoA decarboxylase-like. Gene Ontology annotation, cellular component: cytosol. The record is from RefSeq and is a predicted model, not a curated record. Lineage: Eukaryota; Metazoa; Arthropoda; Malacostraca; Decapoda; Penaeidae. The transcript has 3 exons. Gene Ontology annotation, molecular function: enoyl-CoA hydratase activity. The coding region runs from base 100 to 975 and encodes 291 amino acids. Gene Ontology annotation, biological process: fatty acid beta-oxidation.
CCCUUUCCCUGCCCACGGACGAGCCCGGAAGAGUUUGUUAGCGUAAGCGUUCACAACACUUGCAGACGAACUACCUCGGAAAAUCAACAAGUUAUAAGUAUGAACAUGUUUUUAAGAAAUAGCAGCUGGAGAUGUCAAAGGCUUUCCCUCUUGCAAGUAAGACAUUGCAGCUCGAUGAUCAAGAAAGCACGAGAUAGACUUGCAUCUUUGGGCGAAGGACAAGUAUCUUUACAUAAAGAUGAUGCUUCAGGUAUUGCUACAGUAACACUGCAACACCAGCAGAGAAAGAAUGCUCUCUCAGGUUCCAUGAUGGUGCAAUUAGCUGACAUUGUGGAAGAUUUGUCUUCAUGGGAAACAGGAAAAGGAGUGAUUCUUCAAGCUGAAGGAGAUUCCUUUUGCUCAGGAGGAGACUUAACCACAGUGAAGGCCAUAUCCAAUCCACAGGAUGGACUGUUAAUGUCAACUUUCAUGCAUGAUACUUUAACACGGUUUUAUAAUUUACCUUUCAUUACAACAUGUCUUGUCCAUGGCAAAGCUCUUGGAGGUGGUGCUGAGCUCACAACAGCAACAGACUUCAGAGUAUUUACAAAUACCGGAGAAGUAAGUUUCGUCCAGGGUCGUAUGGGGGUGGUGACUGGUUGGGGAGGUGGAACGAGGCUAGUGAAGCUUGUAGGCCCUACUAUUGCACUUGAUCUUCUAACAACCUGUAGUAAACUGAAUAGUGUUAAAGCCUCAGAAAUUGGUUUGGCAAAUCAUGUUGUUGGUGCUGAGAAAAGAUUCGAGGACACAAAGGCAUGGUUGACGGAAAGGGUUUCUCAUGCCCCAGAGGUCCUUCAGGCUAUGAAGAGGAUAGUUGCUGCAGCAAGGGAUUCCACAUUAAAUGAGAGCUUACUGAAUGAACGUCUGAAUUUCUCACCAUUGUGGGGUGGACCAGCAAAUUUAAGAGCCCUAGGUGGAAAUAUUAAGCAUAAAUAGAAGGAUUUAUACAUGUAGCCAUGAUAUUCUUAUGUAUAUAUUUUCUAAAUAAUUUAUUUUUAGUAUUGCAGAUGAUGUAGAGUAAAAUUAUUUUACAUAAGCAUUUUCCUUUAUCUUGCAAAAACAAAUCAUAUAAUUGAUACUUUUCUGUGUGUAUGAAUAAAUAUGGACAUUAUAUGAAAGUAAACUAUUUAAUGUAACUA